Selaginella moellendorffii is the source of this 2103-nucleotide messenger RNA. RefSeq lists its product as uncharacterized. The transcript has 4 exons. Bases 1 to 2103 code for a protein of 700 amino acids. Gene Ontology annotation, cellular component: membrane. Lineage: Eukaryota; Viridiplantae; Streptophyta; Lycopodiopsida; Selaginellales; Selaginellaceae. The record is from RefSeq and is a predicted model, not a curated record.
AUGGUUGGGACCAUCAAACACCUCUACAACAGUCGAUGGAUGGUUGCAUUGGCAAGUUUCUUCCUCAUGAUCUCUUCUGGAGGAUCACUCAACAAUUUCAGCCUCUUCUCGCAGCAUCUCAAGCUGUCCCUCGACUACAACCAAAAGAAUAUCAACACCAUAAGCUUCUUUAAGGACGUUGGCACCAGCGUCGGGAUUCUCUCCGGCCUCCUCUAUGAUCUCACCGGGCCCUGGGUCGUGCUCCUCCUUGGAUUCGCGCUAAACUUUGCUGGAUACUUCACGAUAUGGCUGGCUACAACGCAGAGAAUCGCCCAUCCCCAUGUCUGGGAACUCUGUUUCUAUCUCUUUAUGAUCGGCGCAUCGGCAGCCUUCACCACUACCGCUGUUCUUGUGGCCUGUGCCAAGAAUUUCCCCAAAAACCAGGGCAUGGUUCUUAGUCUUCUCGACAGUACGCAGGGAUUGAGCGUUGCGAUGUUCACGCUGCUUUACCAGGCCUUCUUCUCUCGCAGUGACGAUUCAUUCGUUCUCUUGCUGGCCUGGUUUCCAUCACUCUUGUGCCUUCUAUUCGCGUUUGUCAUUCGAUCCGUCCCACUCGACGGCCGCUACAAUGACUCGAGAACGCUCUUCGUCUUCUUGUCAGUAACUUUGAUCCUGGCUGGAUAUCUCAUGGCUAUUAUCAUCCUCCAGCAUUUCGUGCGCCUAGAAUCUCGGAUCAUCAAGGCCUUCUUUUCCAUUAUGCUGAUCAUUCUCUCCAUCCCAGCUCUUGUGGUUCUGAGACAGGAAUCCAAAACCCUCCGGCAUCGCCAUCGCGAAGAAGUUGAUGUUGAUCUAAUGGAGAACGCAGCGAUAGAAACUCCUCAAAUAGAUUAUCAAGACGUAGAUCCUCCGGAUCAUGGAGCAGACGCCGCUGCUCCAGCUAUCGCCUCGCACAUUUCGAUCUUCUUCUUUAAAGGAUCGCCCGUCAAGCGAGGAGACGAUUUCACAAUCCUCCAGGCGCUCUGUAGCAUCGACAUGUUUCUCAUCUUCGUGGCUUCAACCUGUGGCAUUGGCGCUGUGCUAACCGUGACCAACAAUUUCGGCCAGAUUGGAACGUCCCUUGGCUACUCCCAGGCCGGAACAAACACUUUCAUCGCCCUCCUUAGCAUCUGGGACUUCAUCGGUGGCGUUGGCGUUGGCUUCAUCUCAGACAUAUGCCUCGCCAGCUAUGGCGUCGCAAGGCCCUUCUUCCUGUGCAUGGUUCUCUUGCUUCUCUCGCUUGGGAGCUUGAUAAUCGCUCUUGGGCUUCCCGGAGCGCUCUUCUACGGCUCGGUUUUGAUUGGGCUGUCAAUCGGUGGCCAGUGGUCUGUUCUUUACACCAUGAUAGCGGAGAUCUUCGGGCUCAGGUUCUAUGGGACGCUCCAAAACGUAACUUACGUCGCUAAGGCGCUGGGAACUUAUGUUUUGUCCGUCCAGGUGGCAGGAGUUUUAUACGACCGCGAGAGUAAGCUUGGACCAAGCGAUGGAAGUUUGGAUGGUGAUGAACUCCUUUGCCAUGGACCACAUUGCUACAGAACAACCUUCUUCGUCAUGGCUGGAGUGUGCUUGUUUGCAUCCGUUGUGAGCUUGAUAUUGUCCAUUAGAACAACAAAGUUUUAUAGCAUCACUCUUCAAAAGAGACUAACUGGUUCCAGAGGUUAUUUCUCGCGAGAUCCAAAGUGCCAAGGUUCCCAGCUUGUUGGUCGAAAUAAGAAAGAACUGAAGCUGCUCAAGCUUGGAAAUUUCCGGCGGAAACUGGCCACUGAAAUUUUUCACGCCCAUGUCAAUGUGGCUCAUGUUGACGCACAAGGACAAAGAAACAGGAACUUCCCAUGCAGCAUGUUGAAUGCCACGUCAAAGUUUGUCAACGCGCUCAAAUUUCAUUCCUGGGAUGAGGAGAUGAGCUUCAAAAACCUGCAAGGCGUAAAACCCACAAGACCCUCGUGCGCAAAGAGAAAAGUUGGAACUUCUCCUUCGAUGUCAUUCCUCUUCCAGGAAUUUGAGAGAUUCACAAAGUCCCUUGGUAUGGAACUGUCCCAAGAAGCUCUUCACGUAAAUUCAGUGCGUUCUGAAGCAACUGGAGUCUGA